AUGGGUGCGAGCAUCACCACCCUUCUGAAGGCGUGCAAGAGAAGUGAACACCUGGAGCAAGUUCACGCUUCAAUCAUCCACCGACGCCUCGAGCAAGACCACUUCCUCAUCUCCCUCUUCAUUCCACUCUCUCCUACUCCUCCUCCGUCUUCACCCCUUCCACCUUCCUCUGGAACACUCUCAUCAAAUCCCAUUGCCAAACACAGCUUCUUUUCCCACACCCUCUCCGCCUUCGCUCGCAUGAAGGCGCACGGCGCCCUUCCCGACAGCUUCACCUACCCUUCUGUCAUUAAGGCCUGUUCCACCACGUGCAAGCCGUGGCAAGGAAAAUCGCUUCAUGGGUCCGCGAUCAGGUGCGGCGUCCAUAGGGAUCUCUUCGUGGCCACCAGUUUGAUCGACGUGUAUGGCAAGUGCGGGCAGAUUGCUGAUGCUCGCAAGGCCAAGAAACUGUUUGAUGAGAUACCGCAGAGAAAUGUAGCUUCUUGGAAUGCGAUGUUGCAGGGUUUUGUCAAGGUGGGGGAUUUGAGUUGUGCUAGAGGCGUGUUUGACGCUAUGCCAGAGAAGAAUGUGGUUUCUUUUACCACUAUGAUUGAUGGGUAUGCCAAGGCGGGUGACAUGGUGGCUGCGAGGUUCUUGUUUGAUCGUAAUGGGCAACCUAAUCAGGCGUUGAGAGUGUUUCUUGAGAUGGAAUUGAUGAAAGUAAAGCCUGAUGAGUUCAUACUGGUUAGCUUGAUGUCGGCUUCGGCGCAAUUAGGACAUUUAGAACUUGCUCAAUGGGUUGAUUCUUACGUAAGCAAAAGCUGUAUUGAUCUUCAGCAGGACCAUGUAAUUGCAGCGCUUCUGGAUAUGAAUGCAAAGUGUGGAAACAUGGAGAGAGCGUUGAAAUUGUUUGAGGAAAAAACUAAACGGGAUCUAGUGUUGUAUUGUUCCAUGAUACAAGGGUUGUCAAUUCAUGGGCGUGGGGAAGAGGCCGUGAAUCUGUUUAACAGGAUGCUGAUGGAAGGACUAUCUCUGGAUGAGGUGGCCUUCACAUUUAUCCUCACAGUCUGUAGUCAUGUUGGGCUUGUUGAUGAGGGCCGGGAAUACUUCCAAUCCAUGAAGGAAAGAUACUACAUUAGUCGUUUACCUGAUCACUAUGCGUCCUCAUCUGGUGCAUGGGGUGCACUUCUUGGAGCAUGUAAACUCUACGGUGAUUCAGAGCUAGGAGAGAUUGUUGCUAAUCGACUUUUUGAGUUUGACCCUCUAAAUGCAGCUAACUAUGUGCUAUUGUCUGACAUCUAUGCAACAGCAUAG
Messenger RNA from Sphenostylis stenocarpa, 1293 nucleotides. The record is from the annotation of a GenBank genome assembly. NCBI's taxonomy places the organism in Eukaryota, Viridiplantae, Streptophyta, Magnoliopsida, Fabales, Fabaceae.